CGGCCCCCACACACCAGAGAGAGAGAGACAGAGAGAAGGUAUCACUGCGACUCUCACCAGCGGCGCUCCUCGUGUGCUCUCAAAACCCUAGCGCGAUUCUGCUUCCCUUCUCCUCGAUCGCAUCCCUUUUCCCUUGGUCUUCAUCUGCUUGCUUGAUUUCUAGGGUUUAGAUCUAACUGGUCAACCCUGGCGAGGUUCCGGGGAGGGUGAUGGCGAAUCCGCCAGGGUUUGCUGUUUUUGUUGAGGAAUUGAGACGACGUGAAGGGUUUCUUCGUGGUUUAGGGUUUGGGAUUGGGAGAGAAAGACGAGAGUGGAGGGAAGUAUGCUGAGCGUGCUGAGAGUUCAUCUGCCGUCCGAGAUCCCCAUCGUUGGCUGCGAGAUCACGCCCUACGUUCUCGUCAGGCGCCCCGACGGCAACGUCUCGAACGAUGAUGUUCCUGAGUCGGCCCCUCUCAAUGGCCGCCAUAUGAGGUUUCGCUGGUAUCGCAGCCAAAGCGAUAAAAAACUUACUAUCUGCAGUGUGCAUCCAACUGUACAGGCGACGAUACAGUGUCUAGGCUGUGUCAAGGCAAAAAUACCCAUUAACAAAAGCUACCAUUGCUCCCCAAGGUGCUUUUCAGAUUCUUGGCAGCACCAUCGUGCCCUGCAUGAUCGAGCAAGCAGUGCUGUUAAUGAAAGUGGCGCUGAGGAUGAAGAGUUGUUUGGAAAGGUUAGUGGCAGUGGAUCGGGAGGGCAAAGCACAAGCUUGAUUCAUGGUCCAGUGCCUUCAUUCCCUGCAGCCAGUGCAGAAAGGAGUGGAGGUGAAUCCUGGUUUGAGGUUGGACGUUCCAGAUCAUAUACUCCAACAACAGAUGACAUUGGUCAUGUCCUAAAGUUCGAGUGCGUAGUGGUAGAUGUAGAAACAAAGAAUUCUGUUGGUGCUGCAAAUACUGUAUUCACUGCACGUGUGAUUCCUGCUCCUUCUCCAGCCCCAAGGCGCAUGAUUCCAGUGAAUGAUAGUAUGCAGCUAAAUGCUGUUGGAUCUUUUAAUGUGCUUUCGUACAACAUUCUUGCUGACUCCAAUGCGACCAGUGAAUUAUAUGGCUAUUGCCCAACAUGGGCCCUUUCAUGGCCAUACCGAAGACAGAAUUUAUUGCGUGAAAUUGUUGGUUACCAUGCUGAUAUUGUUUGCCUUCAAGAGGUUCAAAAUGAUCAUUUUGAGGAGUUCUUUGCACCUGAGCUUGAUAAACAUGGAUAUCAAGCAUUGUACAAGAAGAAAACUUCCGAGGUUUAUGGUGGAAAUUCUCGUGCAGUUGAUGGCUGUGCAACUUUCUUUCGCAAGGACAGGUUUUCACAUGUCAAAAAAUAUGAGGUUGAAUUUAAUAAGGCUGCACAGUCCCUGACUGAUGCGGUGAUUUCAGCUAACCAGAAGAAAGGUGCUUUAAAUAGGUUGAUCAAGGAUAAUGUUGCCUUAAUUGUUGUCCUUGAAGCAAAGUUUACCAACCAUGGUGCUGAUAAUCCUGGAAAAAGGCAACUUCUUUGUGUGGCAAAUACUCAUGUGAAUGUCCCUCAUGAUUGCAAAGAUGUUAAGCUCUGGCAGGUACAUACACUUUUAAAAGGAUUGGAAAAAAUAGCUGCCAGUGCAGACAUCCCCAUGUUGGUGUGUGGGGAUUUUAAUUCAACACCUAAUAGUGCUCCCCAUACACUUCUCUCAAUUGGCAAGGUUGAUCCAGCACAUCCUGAUUUGGUAGUAGAUCCAUAUGGGAUACUGCGGCCUAACAGCAAGUUAUCUCACAAUCUUGUCCUGGUUAGUGCAUACUCAUCGUUUGCAAGAACAAAGGGUAUUGGUCUUCAGGCAGAGCAAAGGAGGAGAGUGGAUCCCAUGUCUAAUGAACCGCUUUUUACAAAAUAUACUAGGGAUUAUAUUGGAACUGUUGAUUACAUAUUUUACACUGCGGACUCAUUAACAGUUGAAGCACUUUUGGAGUUAUUGGAUGAGGAGAGCUUGAUGAAAGAAACAGCUCUUCCAUCCCCAGAGUGGUCAUCUGACCAUGUUGCACUUAGGGCCGAAUUUAGAUGCACCCAGAGAAGCAGACGUUGAUGGCUGAGGGAUGUCGAGAAUGUCAUCAGACAAAAGUUUGUGCAGGCAAAGCAUAAUACGGUCCAGCUCACAACCGGAGAUGUCUUGCCUGGGGGUUUGUUAAUCCUUGCUUGUAUCAUGUUUUAGUGUCUCAUAGAUAGUCAUGCUCAAUAUCUUC
Dioscorea cayenensis subsp. rotundata (Guinea yam) is the source of this 2237-nucleotide messenger RNA. Its product is annotated as carbon catabolite repressor protein 4 homolog 1-like. Bases 323 to 2080 code for a protein of 585 amino acids. Gene Ontology annotation, molecular function: poly(A)-specific ribonuclease activity. Gene Ontology annotation, cellular component: nucleus; CCR4-NOT complex; cytoplasm. The record is from RefSeq and is a predicted model, not a curated record. The transcript is spliced from 12 exons. Gene Ontology annotation, biological process: nuclear-transcribed mRNA poly(A) tail shortening. NCBI's taxonomy places the organism in Eukaryota, Viridiplantae, Streptophyta, Magnoliopsida, Dioscoreales, Dioscoreaceae.